GAUUAGGCAGCAUAAAGACUUUCCUAUAGCUGGCAGUGUAAGUCUCUGAAGCCUUUGCUUACCUCCCAGUGCACCUACUCCCCCCUCACACGACCAACCCCGGACUGAUCGGGACGGCACACCAUUAGUUCCAGAAAAGGGCUUCACUGAUCAGGUUGGGUGUGGUCACAAUGGCCACAGCAAGUCCAACAUGGUAUCACUUGAACAUCAGCCGAGCCAAAGCUGAAGAGCUUCUUGCUAAAGCUGGAAUGGAUGGGAGUUUCUUGGUGAGGGGCAGUGAAUCAGUGGUUGGAGCGUAUGCACUUUGUCUGUUGUAUCUAAAACAAGUUUAUACAUAUCGAAUCUUACAGGAUGAGGAAGGUUUUCUGGCUGUUCAGACUGAGAAAGGGGUUCCGGUGAAGAAGUUCUCAUGCCUCAUGGAUCUGAUGUUAAACUACCAGCAACCAUACCAAGGACUGGUGACACCACUGCAAUAUCCUGUGGAGAGAGAAAAUGAGAAAGAGGUCAUAGAUGAUUUGUCAGAUGGUGAGGAUGAGAAACCGGCCUUGCCACCUCGUCCAUUCUCUGCUUCCAUGACUUCUUCUUCAGAGGCAGGAAAUACCUUAAUUCAACAACUGCAGGAGCGUUUGCAGGAGGGAAGUUUGAAAAGUGAUCAUGCUACCUUGGUGAAUGACUACUUGAAGACCAGUCUUCAGAAGGAUCUUGAUGCUGUCAAUUCAGGAACAACAAAUCUGUUACAUCUCAACAAGAGCCUAGUGAGAUUCUGCAAAGACCUAGACAGGGAAAUGGACCUGGUGUCUUACAACCUUGAGAUGUUAGUGCAAGUGUUCAGUGUCAAUACUCCUAGCAACCCACCCAAAAAAGAGGAACCUGUCAGUCCAAGCAGUUUGAGUGAGCUUGAAGUCAUCAUCAACAAGACGAAAAAUCUGGGCAAUUUGCUGUCUUGUGUAGAAGAACGGGUUGUGAGGGGAUUGCAGCACAUGGCGAUCACACAGAAGGUGGAAUUACCUGCUCUUUUCACGUCUUCUGAAAGCAGUGGACAGAAUUCGUCUAAACCUAUCCCAAUACAGAGUUUUGAGGUGAAAUUGGGAAAGACUCAGAAAUAUACGUUGAGUGUUGAUGUGGAUGGAGGCAAGCUGCAAAUCUCAAAGAAAGCCACUGGUUCACCUGAGGAAUCCAUCUCAUAUGAUAAAAUUUUGCAGCUGGUUAAAUAUCAGAGCUCACCAAACACAUUACAGAUCGUGACUGACAAAGAAAAUCAGAAAAAUCAGACGAGGGAUUUCAUUUUUGAAAAUGCUCGAAAACGAGAAGCAUUCUGUCAGCUACUUCAGCUGAUGAAGAACAUACAUUCUCAGCAGGAUGAGCCGGACAUGAUAUCCAUCUUUAUUGGAAGCUGGAACAUGGGUGCCGCUCAUCCUCCAAAGAGCAUUUCUUCCUGGCUUAUGUCAAAGGGUCUUGGACGCACGAGAGAUGAAACCACAGCCACAAUUCCUCAUGAUAUCUAUGUGAUUGGGACCCAGGAGAACUCAUUGGGUGACAAGGAGUGGGUGGAUUUCCUGCGGGCUGGGAUAAAAGAAGUGACAGAACAGAACUUCAAAGUGAUAGCCACACACUCACUGUGGAGUAUUAAAAUCGUAGUGCUGAUUAAACCAGACCAUGAGAAUCGAGUCAGUCACGUCAAUGUCAACAAUGUGAAAACUGGAAUAGCAAAUACAUUUGGGAAUAAGGGUGCAGUUGGUGUUUCAUUCCUCUUCAACGGGACGUCCCUGGGUUUUGUUAACUGUCAUUUAACAUCUGGCAGUGAAAAAGUGCUCAGACGAAACCAGAACUACUUGGACAUUCUCCGAUCGUUAUCAAUAGGAGAAAAGCAACUCAGUUCUUUUGACAUUGCUCUGCGCUUCACUCAUAUUUUCUGGUUUGGUGACCUAAACUAUCGACUUGAUAUGGACAUCCAGGAUGUUUUAAACUACAUCAGCAAAAAGGAAUUUGAAGCAAUACUGACUGUUGACCAACUGAAUUUGGAACAAGAGAAAGGAAAAGUGUUUCUGAACUUCAAUGAAGAAGAGAUCACUUUCCCUCCUACCUAUCGAUAUGAACGGAACACCAGAGACAUUUACUCAUGGCAGAAGCACAAAACCACUGGGAUAAAGAUAAAUGUUCCUUCUUGGUGUGAUAGGGUCCUGUGGAAAUCCUAUCCAGAAACAUAUAAUCAGUGUACUUCGUAUGGCUGCACAGAUGACAUCAUGACCAGUGACCAUUCUCCUGUCUUUUCUACAUUUGAAAUUGGAGUAACUUCUCAGUUUGUUUCUAAAAAAGGUCCUUGUAACAGCUCUGGACAAGCUUGCAUUGAGUUUGAGAUUAUUGAGGCCAUUGUGAAGACAACUUGCAAAACAAAGUUUUUCAUCGAAUUUCAUUCAAGUUGUUUGGAAGAGUUCAAGAAAAGUUUGGAUAAUGGUACCCAAUUCUGCAUUAAACAUGGAUUUCUGAGAGUUGAAUGGUCUGCACAUCAGUUGCCGAUGUUAUCUCCAAUUCUCUCUGAUAUUGAGUAUCUACAAGACCAGCACCUCCUAUUGACCAUAAAAUCCACAGAUGGAUAUGAAUCCUAUGGAGAGUGCUGUAUUGCACUGAAGUCCUUGAUCGGAAGCACGCCACAGAGGUUUGAGAUAGGUCUGUCUCACCUGGGAGAUGAGUCAGGAUCUAUCCGUGUGACGAUGAGGGUCGUUGUUCCUGCAGAGCGUAAACGAACUCGGGAACGCCUCUAUGAAUGGAUCAGUUCUGAAAGGGACGGAAGCAGAGCUUCAAAAGAUAAAGCUCAAGUAUCUAAGCCAAUUCAGGAAUGCACAAGAGGCAAUGGAAAAAAAUCUGGCCACAGCUCAACUUUCUCUGAAGAUGUCAGUGCGAUGUUUUCCAAUUCCCCUGAUGAUCAUGGGACGGCUGCCGCAGGAAGCAAAGGGAAGGGAGGUGAAGAGGCCAUUCAGCCAAGGUUGAAACCAAAUAACACUGCCGAUGAUGAUCCUCACUCAAACAGUUUCAACAACCCAGCCUAUUUUGUACUUGAAGGACUCUCCUACCAGUCUGGAAGCGGUGGUCAGGAAAGUCCAGGGAAUCCAGUGUCAAAACCUAUCCCUAGGAAUAAGAUACACCCUCUUCCUCCAACACCAAUGGAGAAGCCAAAGGACUUCUCCCUCCGACACUUAAACAAUGAAGGUGGAUCCUCUGAGCAUGAAGGCCCCUAUGAUCAAAGCCAACACAUGUUCCACAAAAUGACAGAAGUUGAAAUGCAGAACAAUCCACUUUAUGCCAGUACAGAAGAUGUAUGGGGUAAACCAGCUCAGGUUUCACCAGCCAAAGUAAGCCAAGAGCGGUUCAAGAAUGCAGCACCAGCUCGGGACCUCGCUGAGUUCAAAGCUCGCACUGUGGGCACGAGAAUCAGGCCUCAGAUGGCAGCAAAGAGUGGGCCUCAAGCUUCCCUGAUCAAUGAGGUCAGAGACAAGAUCAAUGAGAGGAGGCCAGAGGACCAAUCUCCGUCUGUCAGCCACAUGGCAAAAUCACUGAGUGAUAAGGACCGUCCUUCGAACAGAGGCGAGCUACCUGUUCCCAUUCGUGAACGUCCUGUCAAAAGCCCCCGGCUGCCAGCGAGAAACAAAGCACCAGAGGUUCAGCCUCGACCCACACGGACGGAUUAUGGGCAUCUGAAUGUGCCCCCACCACUGCCAGUCAAGAACAGGACAAUGGAGCAUGGGACUUCUGAGAACCGUAAUAGUUCUAGCAUCAUCUCAGACCUUCUGAAGCACUUGGGCUUGGAGAAAUAUGAAAGUGGUCUGAUUGAGAAUGGAUGGGAUAACUUGGAAUACUGGAGUGACAUCACUGAUGAUGAUUUACGUGAGGCUGGUGUCACUGAUGCCAAUCACAUGAAGAUCCUUUUGGAAUUAAAACCACAUAAUAAGUCUUGAAGAUACCCCAGCAAAAAAGGAAGAGGACCACUGGUUACUCUUUAUGGACCUUACCAUCAAAUUUAUCUUCAGAAAUAAGAUGAUAAGAUAAGAUUUCUUUAUUAGUCACAUGUACAUCGAAACACACAGUGAAAUGUAUCUUUGCUUAGAGUGUUCUGGGGGCAGCCUGCAAGCCUCGUCUAAACAAGAGAACAUUGAGUGAAAUAUUGAAUGAGAGCACAUCCUGAUGGUUCUUCAUGAUGUCUGGAAGAAACUGAGUGCCUAAAAGUGAAUGGAGGUUCUGGUAUAAUCCCAGCAGUGGAUGUCCUGGCGAAAUGAUGGUACCCUACUGGUGCUUUAUCUAGACUUUAAUACUGGUAGGGAGCAGAACCUCUGUUUGACUUUCCCUAGACAAUUGAUAGCUGGAGUCUGGGAUCUGAAUUGGGAGAAGGGAUGUUCUGAACAAUGUUAGUAUCAUUUUCAGGACAUUUUGGAGUAUGCUGACUGGAAGAUUAGUGUAAACUUAGGUGCAAUGUGUCCCUACAUGCUCUGUUGAAUAUAAUCCCUCCUAUUUUUAAAUUAGAGGGUUUUUUUGAGGUUUCCCAGCAUUUCCUCCACUGAGUGGGCAAACAAACAAAAGACCAAGGUCAAGACACAAGAGACUGAAGAUGCUGGAAUCUGGAGCAAAAAAUCAACCUGCUGGAGGAACUGCUGCUUGACCCACUGAGUUCCUCCAGCAGUUUGUUUUUUCGCAAGACCAAGGUCACUGCCAGAGCUUACAGGAAUGCCCAAGUAUUUCCUGUGAUUUUUACCUGCUGCUCUGCCCUCCUUGUGGGGAUAUCUCUGGUCUGAGUGUGGAAACUUUACCACAAAACACAGUCAAAAUUGCAAGCAAAUAGAUCCUUAAUCCAUCAACUGUGAUCCAGUGGACGGGAUCCCACACACUUUAUAGAUCAACAUCUGAUCUUCAUGGUUUUACGAUAAGAACCAGGCCAGCUCUAGAACUAGAAUGGUGACUCUGCCUGCCAUGCUUUGAAAGUGA
Messenger RNA from Pristis pectinata (smalltooth sawfish), 4974 nucleotides. Its product is annotated as phosphatidylinositol 3,4,5-trisphosphate 5-phosphatase 2-like. Gene Ontology annotation, biological process: phosphatidylinositol dephosphorylation. The record is from RefSeq and is a predicted model, not a curated record. Gene Ontology annotation, molecular function: phosphatase activity; protein binding. The transcript is spliced from 29 exons. Lineage: Eukaryota; Metazoa; Chordata; Chondrichthyes; Rhinopristiformes; Pristidae. Bases 171 to 3953 code for a protein of 1260 amino acids.